GCCUUGAUUUACUAUCGCUCUUUUGAGUCAAGCAGAGCUGGUUUCUGCACUUUUAGUCCCUAUACUUCUGAAGCUGCACCAAUAAUCAAUCCUCCCAGCAAUUACAUAUCGCUUGUCAAAAAUUUUCCUCCAAAAUAUUUUAAAUGGACCGAAACACGUAAUUAUCAUAAACUACGUGCAUUGGUUAAAUAUGAAUCAUCUAUAAGAACGGCAUACAAAGAUGGUUUAGUAGAUGACUCUGUCAUGAAUAGCCUCGAUGCUCUAAAUUCUCGAGAGAAACUAAAGAAACGGACGACUUCUAAUGUUAAGAUUGGUGACAUUAAUAAUGAUAUUGGGUAUUUUGGCACAAUAUCAAUUGGUGGUCAAAGUUUUAAUGUAAUUCUUGAUACCGGUUCAGCAGAUCUAUGGGUUCCUUCUUCAGGUUGUUCAUCUUCUGCCUGUUUAAAUCAUACAAAGUUUAAUCAAGUAAAAUCAUCAAGUUUUCAAUCUUUGAGCACACCUUUUUCAAUCAAAUAUGGCACUGGUUCAGUUUCUGGAACUUCUUGUACAGACAAUGUAGUUAUUUCAGGCAUAACUGUUAAAAAUCAAGUUUUUGGCAUCACAACAACUGAAUCUAAUGAAUUCACAGGCUCUCAAUUCGAUGGCAUCAUGGGUUUGGCUUUUGACAAUCUUAGUUCACAAGGAGCCUCAACACCAUUCUCUAGCAUGGUCCAGCAAAAGGUUGUCACUCAGCCAAUAUUUGCAUUUCGUUUAUCUAGAGCGGCAGAUCAUGAUACAGGUAUUAUUACUUUAGGUGGUGUUGAUAUCAAUUCAUUUACUGGAACAAUUAAUUUUGUUAAUGUGGUUGAGCGUACUGGAUUCUGGGAGAUUCCCAUGAAUGAUGCUUCGGUUGAUGGCAAUUCUCUUGGUUUCAAAAAUAGGAGUGCGAUUAUUGAUACUGGUACUACAUUGUUAAUUGCACCACCAGCUGAUGUAGAUGCUAUUCACAGAAAAAUUCCUGGAUCUGUGUUAUUACAAGAGGGAGAAUACGCUGUUCCAUGUGAUACAAAGACUAAAGUAGCUUUAAAGUUUAAUGGUGUUAGCUAUAGUAUUGAUUCAAGAGAUAUAGCUCGUGAUCUUGUUUCGGCCAUAAAAAAUCUUUGCUUAUCUGGGAUUAGUCCUGGUGUCGUGGGUACAAAUAAUCAAUGGCUUGUGGGUGAUGUCUUCCUUAAAAAUGUUUAUUCAGUAUUUGAUUUGGGUACGCGUUCUGUUGGAUUUGCACUACCUCGUUAA
This is a messenger RNA of Racocetra persica, 1272 nucleotides long. The record is from the annotation of a GenBank genome assembly. NCBI's taxonomy places the organism in Eukaryota, Fungi, Glomeromycota, Glomeromycetes, Diversisporales, Gigasporaceae.